UCACUACUACACGCUGUUUAGUAUUACGUGUCUUUUCAUGCGUAAAUGGCGUUUAAAAUAUUUUCCAGACUCACUGCGUUGACUUGGAGAGUGAAAUCCUACCCGACCGCUUUGACUGCACUGAGCUCCAGCUGCAGGUUGACGGUGGAUCAUGACCGACAGAACCAGCGGUUCAGUGUCUCUCCGGACAGCGGGGCUGGCGCCGAUGAAUGUGCGGUGCUGCGGUACAAAUUCACAGGGGAGAAGGAGGUGGACCUAAUGUCAACAUAUGUGCCAGAGUCGUUCAGGGGCCAGGGUAUUGCGGCGCAGCUGUCACAGGCCGCUCUGAACUUCCUGGUUGAAGAAAACCUCAAGGCUCAUGUCUCUUGUUGGUACAUCAAGAAAUACAUUGAGGAAAAUCCACAUAAAGGUUUCAAAGAUGUCAUCAUACCUCAAGUCAACUAG
Scomber scombrus (Atlantic mackerel) is the source of this 444-nucleotide messenger RNA. Its product is annotated as protein NATD1-like. Bases 46 to 444 code for a protein of 132 amino acids. NCBI's taxonomy places the organism in Eukaryota, Metazoa, Chordata, Actinopteri, Scombriformes, Scombridae. The record is from RefSeq and is a predicted model, not a curated record. The transcript has 3 exons.